Molecule: messenger RNA, 910 nt
Organism: Thlaspi arvense
Lineage: Eukaryota; Viridiplantae; Streptophyta; Magnoliopsida; Brassicales; Brassicaceae
Source: the annotation of a GenBank genome assembly
CUCCAAUUAAACGACUCCUCUAAUUUGGUAUCUUUCUCGCACGACGCCGUUUCUUUGGUUCGUUCAUUCAUCCACUAACACCAGAAAAUAGGUGAUUUCUCCAUCUCUAUCUUUCUCUUUCUCUUUCUCUUUCUCUUUCUCUUUCAAUACUUUUCUUCUCUCUUCAUUCUUUCGUCUUCUGUCAAAGUUUUCAACCUUUUAUUACGCGUUUAAGCCUCUCAACGUAUACGAUCUUCAAAGUGAGUUAGAAGAAUAAAAUCGAAUUUCCUUCUUCUACAUCAGACAAAUUCGAAUCUUUAGAACAUUCAGAUGGGGAGCUGCGUCUCUAAGGGAAAAGACGACGAUGAUUCCGUUCACAACGUUGAUUUUUCCGGUGGCAAUGUUCAUCUGAUAACAACAAAAGAGAGCUGGGAUGAGAAAUUAGCAGAAGCUGGUCGUGAUGGCAAAAUAGUGAUUGCAAACUUCAGCGCCACUUGGUGUGGUCCUUGUAAGAUUGUGGCGCCAUUUUUUGUAGAGCUCUCAGAGAAACAUCCUUCUCUAAUGUUCCUCCUUGUAGAUGUUGAUGAACUUAGCGAUUUCAGCUCAUCAUGGGACAUAAAGGCAACACCAACAUUCUUCUUCCUAAAGAAUGGACAGCAAAUAGGGAAGCUUGUCGGAGCAAACAAGCCGGAGCUACAGAAGAAGGUUACUUCUAUCAUUGAUUCAGUACCUGAAAGUCCACAACGGCCUUGACCGCUCCCUUGUGUUCUUUUGUGUCUUCUUCACGGUGGAAAGUACCAAAAAUGUCUUUGUUCUGAUGGUCAAUGGAUGUAAACUGCUAAAGUUUUUAAAAAGUCACUACAAGAAACCAUUUGAGUUAGAUCAUCCUAUUUCUAUAAUAUAUAUAUAUAUAUAUAUAUUGAAUCGUCUC